Molecule: messenger RNA, 897 nt
Organism: Fraxinus pennsylvanica
Lineage: Eukaryota; Viridiplantae; Streptophyta; Magnoliopsida; Lamiales; Oleaceae
Source: the annotation of a GenBank genome assembly
AUGCAAGAGGGUUUUCAUCAGGCAUCUUCAAAACUGAAAAGAAGGAAAAGAGAGGUGAUAGACGUCCAUGGAGGACGAGUUGUUCGACCCACUGGACGAAAGGAUAGGCACAGCAAGGUAUGCACCACAAGGGGACCUAAAGACAGACGUGUUAGGCUGUCACCAAAUACUGCAAUUCAAUUCUAUGAUGUGCAAGAUAGGCUUGGCUAUGAUCGUCCGAGUAAGGCCCUCGAUUGGCUGAUGAAGAAGGCCAAAUCUGCCAUUGAUGCACUUGAUCAAUCAGAUAAUCACAAUGCUGCAAAUAUUAUGCAGUCAGUUGAUCGCCAAGCAGAGGAAGGAUUUCGAGAUCAUAGCCAAAGGGAUACAUUUUGUCACCAGAUGCAUCCUGAUGGCAGUUUUUCGACGUCUGAAUCUGGAAUUCAGUGCGAAAAAGUUUGGAAGGAUAAUCCCAUUUAUCAUAACAACCUGAAAAGCAAAACUCAAGGCCAAAGCCUUCAUUGUUCUAGCCAAUAUCUCCCGGAUGACUCGAUUACUAUCUCUGGUUACGGAGAAGGCCUAUUCUCCAUGACAACUCCUUCACAUUUGGAUACAGAUUUGGAAAUGGCUGCAAUCCCAAGUCUGUUCACUUGGUAUCAUGAUAAUGGCCAAGAUCAAUUCUUUUCUCCAAGGGAACCCCUUCAGUCCAGUAUUUGUCCUCCCAUGAAUCAUGGUCUGUCGAGCACUCGAUUUUCAAGCAUUGGCCUUUCUGGCGAAGAAAUACUAAAAAUUACUACUGCACCAAGUAAAAUAGAGGAAAUGGAGAGGAGUAAUUCAAUUUCCAUGAAGCCAUCUUGUGGUACGCCAUUUUUGCAUUUUGAAGACUUCCUGGCUAAUAGUCCUCUUUCUCACGAUGAUUGA